AUGUACUACUUGUUCGAGAGGAUUCAUAAGGAGUUCAGUGAGUUGGUCGAUACACUGGUGGAGUGUUUUUGUGCCGACACGAAUAUUCCAAUGGAAACACUUCGCGAAGCUUUGAAAAGCGCCGAACCUGAUAAACUCACCAUCAGACAGAGGUUUAUGUGUGGUUUGCUCCCAUCUGUAUUACAAAUCGAAGAUGGUGAAACUUUGAAGAAUAAAGCAAAAGUGAUCUCACCAGAGGAAACGGAACGAUACGUCCUCAUUGCGGUGAUGAGGCAAAGCAAAGAAGAGUUUGAUAAUCUCACCAAAAGUGAAAUGGAAGAAUUAGAAGACGUACUGAGAAGCAGCGAAGAGGAGAGAAGGCGGUUGGAAAUGCAACGUGGAAAAGAAGAGGAACUUUUCAGCCGUGCUCUAGCUGCUAGAAAAGAGGUGAAUUAUAUCUCGUUAUGA
This is a messenger RNA of Cooperia oncophora, 447 nucleotides long. NCBI's taxonomy places the organism in Eukaryota, Metazoa, Nematoda, Chromadorea, Rhabditida, Trichostrongylidae. The record is from the annotation of a GenBank genome assembly.